UGCAGCUCCCUAAUGUUUAGCAGGACAGCGCAGAGCACAGGGAUCUGACCACCGGUAGGGGGCACACUACUGAGGUUGUAGCGCUGUAGAGAACGCUCCCCGUCUACGCCUGUUGCUAUUCACAGAAUCGAGAUAGGACAUCAACGGUCUACAUUCUCUACUGUCGCAAAGCCGCCUCCCUGCCGUAUUCCGCGGACGGCUUGUGAGUGGUAAGAUGGCGAACAGCUUGCAGCUGGCGUGUGAUGCCUACCAGCGGGCGGUCACCGCCUCCGACAUCGAAUCCAAGACGGAUCCGGAGACUGAGCCGUAUCGCUCCAAGUACCGUGCCCGGGAGUUACUGCGGGAGGUGAGGGCGCUGCUGGGCCCGGGAGCCGAGGAGGAGAGCGGCGAGGGGCAGGCUGGCUCCCAGGAGGACGAUGGGGAUGAGGGGCGGCUGCUGGCUGCACGGCUGGCUGUCAUUGAAUUCCGACUGGGGGUGAAUCACACGGAGACGGAGGAGAUGUCCGCGGGAGAGGAGCACCUGGUGAAGGGGGUGCGGUUACUGGAGCGGUACCGGCUGUCACAUGACUGCGUCUCCACCUACAUCCAGGCGCAGAAUAAUCUUGGGAUCCUUUGGGCUGACAGAGGAGAGAUAAUCAUAGCUCAGACUUAUUUGGAGUCUGCUGAGUCCUUGUACUGCCAGUAUAUGAAAAUGAUUGGGAAGCCUCCGCUUGAUCCUGAUGAACAUUUUACACCUGAGGAGCAAAGACUCACAGAGCAGGAGAGAGCAAAGAGGUUUGAGAGGAUUUAUACCCAUACACUCUAUUAUCUGGCACAAGUUUACAAACACCUGAAGCAGGAUGAAAGGGCGGCCCAGUACUGUCAUACCACUCUACAGAGGCAACUGGAAUAUGACGGCUAUAACCCAGUGGAGUGGGCAAUAAAUGCAGCUACAUUGUCACAGUACUAUCUGGGAAAGCAAUGUUACAUGGAGGCUAGGCACUGCCUCGCUGCGGCCAACGUCAUUUUCGCCAAAGCUGGGCAAAUCCCUUCCUCUGGAGCAGUAAAAGAAAAUGAAGCAGAACAGGAACGCCUAGAUGGUCUCAGACAAAAGAAGGCAGAAAUAGCCAGGUGCUGGGUGAAAUAUUGUCUCAAUUUAUUGGCGGAUGCACGUAAAAAGCUAGAGGACAAUAUAGGUGAACUUGAUGUUGACCUUCAGGAAGAACUUAAAGCUGAACGUAAAAAGCAGGAAGAUGAGAAGGAAAAGGGUUGGAAGAAGGCAGUCUUGUUUGGAUUAAGUGACGUAUAUGAUUCCAUUUUAGCCGUGGAAGAAAAAGUUGACUGGUCACUCCCUCUAGACUUUAAGGAAGCCAGGGAGAUAUUCCUUGUGGGGCAGAAUUAUAUUAAUGAGGCCAAAGAAUACUUUCAGCUGGAUGGACAUGUCACCGACCACAUAGAAGUGAUCCAGGACCACAGUGCUCUGUUUAAGGUUCUGGCUUUUUUUGAGGAAGACUAUGAACGGCGAUGUAAAAUGCACAAGCGCAGAGUAGAUAUGCUGGAACCAUUAUGUAAAGAGUUAAACCCUCAGUACUAUCUUCUGGUUUGUCGACAGCUUCAGUUUGAGAUGGCGGACACCUAUUAUGAGAUGAUGGAUUUGAAGGUUGCUAUAGGAAAUAAACUGGACGAGAUGGACUCCCACAUAAUCAAGAAAAUCAACAGCCUGGCACAGUCAGCAAUCAAGUAUUACGAGAUGUUUCUGGAUUCCUUAAGAAGUCCGGAUAAGAAGUUCCCCGAAAAAUUGGAGGAUGACGUUCUUCGCCCUGCAUUGGUAGCCAAGUUCCAUAUUGCACGUCUUUAUGGAAAGCUUAUUACCGCUGAUGGAAAGAAACAAUUAGAAAACAUACAGAUAUCUCUUACCUAUUACAAAUUUCUUGUAGAUUACUGUGCAAACUACGAAGAGGCCAUUAAAUCGGUGGAGACAGAGUUAGAACUCUCCAAGGAAAUGGUGGCUCUCCUCCCUGCACGAAUGGAAAGGUUAAGGAUACAAUUAUCCUCUUUUUCCUAAGGUGUACUGUGCAAUUAGAUUUACAGGUCUAUUUAUUGAUCCGAAUACUCUACAAAUGUAACAAUAAAAAUAGUGUAUUUAAGAAGCAAAUAAUAUGUAAAAGGAAAGAGGAAAUGUGUAAUCAGAAAAUGACAAAUUAUAUAAUCAAGUUUUUAUGUGAAACUUAUUUAAGAUUUUUCUUUUCUUUAAUUAAAGAAAACAAAAAAAAAUGUUCAUGUCCCCAGAGGGGAGAAAAAAUCCAGAAAUCUUGCAGUCUUUACUGUGGCCACUAAGCCUUAUAAUAUGCUGAUACUUCUUGUAGAGAUCACUUCUCAGCACUCAAUCAUGUCAAGGAGGAUUACUGUUAAAAGCAACACAGCUCCCCUCCUCCCCCACUCUGUACAGGGAUAGAGGCUGCAUAGAACACUCAAAUUGUGGUACCAAGUAGGGCUGGGCGGUAUACCGGUUCAUACCAAAUACCGAAAUUUUUGUGCUGCACGAUAUGAAUUUUAACCCAUACCGCAAUAACGGUUUGGCCCCGAUGUCGGGGAACUAAUAAUAUGUGACCCCCGAGCGCUGUUCUGCCCCCCCCCCCCCCCAAAUUAUCAGCCCAGAGCUGCGCUGUCCCAAUAGGGGUAAAUACUCACAUAUCACCCGCAAGCACUGCCCUCCUCUUCCUCCUGUUUGUUGCAGCCGGCGGUGCUGACACUCUAUACCAGUGGUCUUCAACCUGCGGACCUCCAGAUGUUGCAAAACUACAACUCUCAGCAUGCCCGGACAGCCAACGGCUGUCCGGGCAUGCUGGGAGUUGUUGUUAUGCAACAUCUGGAGGUCCGCAGGUUGAAGACCACUGCUCUAUACUGUGUGGUAUCCCUAUGCCCGGGCUGCAAAAAAUAAACAAAAUAAACUUUAACUCGCCUCCCGUUGGUCCGGUACAGGCCUAACCUGCUUCUUGGGGACGGGAACAUAGGAAAGCAGUCAGCCUAUCACCGGCCGCAGGAGGAGGAGGAAAUACCGUUAUAUACCGUGGAAAGUUACAAAGAUACAAAAGUAACCGCCAAAAGUUACAAAAAUGCCGUGAUACACACAUUUGGUCAUACCGCCCAGCCCUAGUACCAAGUGUAUAUAUAUAUAUAUAUAUAUAUAUAUAUAUAUAUAUAUAUA
Messenger RNA from Hyla sarda, 3187 nucleotides. RefSeq names its product kinesin family binding protein (gene KIFBP). Bases 215 to 2044 code for a protein of 609 amino acids. Lineage: Eukaryota; Metazoa; Chordata; Amphibia; Anura; Hylidae. The transcript has 7 exons. The record is from RefSeq and is a predicted model, not a curated record. Gene Ontology annotation, molecular function: protein binding.